UUUAUAGCACGAAUCUAAUAUAAUUUAAUGUUAGAACGAUUUAUUAACAGAAUAGCGACGAUAAACUGAGUGUAAAACCACAGUCGUAACAUUUAAAUGUCAUGGUUAAAGUGCCGUGCACAUUCAGAAGAAGAAGAAGUGCUUUUGAACUUUGUUGAUUAAUAUUAAAAUGAGUACGUCCUCACAAGGACCUGAGGAUAACAGAAGUGAAACAACAUCUGAUACUGCACAAUUAGUCAGCAACAAAGAUUUAGCUUCAACUUCCAAUUACACUCAAUUGAACAGAUCUGUUAAUUAUCAAGACCCUCUAGAAGAUGAAUUUGAAGGCAGCCAUGGUAUCAGGCGGAGAAACACAGUGCAGAAGAUUGAGCCUGGGUCAACAAAUAUACUCUCUGCCAAAUUUGAAAGCUUGGACUACGACACAUGCGAGAACCACCCCCUUCUCGAUGAGGAGCGGAAAAGGGGCUACGCGUUCGUCAUAUGGAAGGACAUCACCCGCUGGUUUAUCUUCCUGCUCAUCGGGAUCAUCACGGCGUUGAUAGCGUUUGUCAUCGAUGUUUGUAUAGAAGAAUUCUCCGAGAUUAAAUAUAGGGAGCUUAAGAAAUCUGUGGAUGCCCACUUGCCACACAGAAUGUACGUCCCGUACCUGUUAUGGGUGUUAUCGAACAUUUGCAUAGUUUUCAUAGGUUCUGUGCUCGUCGCAUACGUUGAGCCAGUAGCAGCCGGUAGCGGGAUACCACAAGUAAAGUGUUACUUGAACGGAGUUAAAGUGCCGAGAGUUGUUCGCAUCAAAACGCUGUUCGUGAAAACCAUCGGCGUGAUUACUGCUGUGGUCGGAGGUCUCGCUGGAGGCAAGGAAGGUCCGAUGAUUCACAGUGGGGCAGUGGUAGCGGCUGGCAUUUCACAAGGAAAGAGCACAACCUUCAACAAGGAUUUCAAGAUUUUCCACUAUUUUCGAGAAGAUCAUGAAAAGCGCGAUUUCGUGUCGGGUGGCGCCGCGGCUGGCGUGUCAGCAGCCUUUGGAGCCCCCAUCGGUGGAGUGCUGUUUUCUCUAGAAGAAGGCACAAGUUUCUGGAACCAGGCGCUGACAUGGCGGACGUUUUUCGGCACCGUGGUCUCCACUUUCACGUUGAAUUGCGCGCUUUCUGCGUAUCACGGGCGCGCGGGAGAACUUAGUUAUCCAGGUCUCCUGAAUUUGGGCAAAAUAGAGCCGUUCCCGUUCCAAUUCUACGAGUUGCCGGUGUUCAUGUUCUUCGGCGCCGUGGGGGGAUGCCUCGGCGCCCUGUGGAAUCACAUCAACUACAAACUCUCCGUCUUCCGAAUUAGGUACAUAACCGCGCCGUGGCUACGAGUAGUGGAGGCGUGCCUAGUGGCGGCUGCAAGCGCGACUGUCGGCUUCCUCAUGAUGUACGCCCUCAACGACUGCCGCCCUCUAGGGGAGGACCCUACUAAAGUGCCCUUGCAGCUGUACUGCGCGGACGGCGAAUAUAACGCGCUCGCCGCAGUCUGGUUUCAAACGCCCGAAGCCUCCGUGCGCUCGUUCCUGCACAACCCCAUCGGUUCAUACAACCCAUGGUCCAUACUCGUGUUCGUGUUGUGCUACUUCCUACUGUCCGCGUGGACGUUCGGGCUGGCGGUGUCGAGUGGUCUGUUCAUUCCGAACUUGCUCUGUGGUGCGGCUUGGGGCCGUCUGCUGGCCAUCUUGAUACAGCUGAUGGCGCCAGAGAAUACGAUAAACCCGACGAAGUAUGCCCUAGUCGGCGCGGCGGCUCAGCUCGGCGGGGUGGUCCGUAUGACCAUAUCACUGACGGUUAUUAUCAUCGAGACCACAGGGCAGAUAUCCAACGCACUGCCGAUUAUUAUCACACUGGUCGUCGCUAAGUGGGUGGGAGAUUUCUUCAACGAGGGAAUAUAUGACAUCCACAUUCAGCUAGCGGGCGUCCCAUUACUCCCAUGGGAGCCGCCGCCGCUGGCCCACAACAUAUACGCCUCCGAAGUGAUGGCGCACCCCGUCUUCACGCUCCGCACCAUCGAGAACGUCGGUCAUGUGGUGGAGCUGCUCAAACUGGUGUCUUAUAACGGGUUCCCGGUCGUCGACCCGCCUUUAGCUGACGAUCAAGAAGUGCACACAUACAAACGUCUCCGAGGCCUCAUACUGCGCUCGCAGCUGAUAGUGCUCCUUCAGAACAAGAUAUACAACGAGAACGAGCACGAAAACGCCAACACAACCUGGUCCAGCUUCAAUGUAGACAUGAACAUGUUUCGUAAGGAGUACCCGCGGUAUCCCUCCAUCAACGAUCUGGAGAUAUCCGACUGGGAAAAAACCUGCACGAUAGACCUACGGCCCUUCAUGAAUCCGUCCCCGUACACGCUGCCUACUCGCGCGUCGCUGCCGCGGCUCUUCCGGCUGUUCCGAGCCCUAGGCCUGCGCCACCUCCCUAUAGUCAAUGACGUCAACGAGGUAGUGGGGAUGGUGACUCGCAAAGACAUUGCCAGGUACCGCGUCUGGAGGCAUCAUUUCAGCAUGGGAAUGGAGGAGUUAGUACUCUCUAGUGAAAUUUAAUAAUGUAGUCAAAAAUUGUGUUGAAGUUAAGAGACAAAUAAUUUAGUCUAACCUUCAAGUCACAUGAGUUAUCAGUUAUCACUUUCUUGUCUUUCAGUAGUGAGGCACAGGAACUCAAUUCCAAUCAGCUUAACUUUUUUUAAAUAACAUUAUCAUACCUCUUUUAAAGAUAAUCCGUGUCAGGUAUCCAAGUUUGAUAUUACUAGAAUUAGUCAUUUUAAUUACUCCCAUGAUAACUUAAAUGGUAUAUAAGCAUUAUUUGUGCCAUUAACAACUUGAUCAAUUAAAUGUAACAUUGUUAUGCCCGCUGCCCAGUGAUUAUUGAUUAUCUUAACAAUUACCAAAAAGACAGGGUCACUAAAAUAUAUAUCUACCUAAUCAGUACAUUCAGUACUUAUAAGAAAAUUAGAGGCUCAAUUUUGAAGUGAUUGCUAAGUUGUAAACUGUAUGCACACUCGAAACUCCUUGUAGGUCUUUUUUGCACAAGAGGUUACAUUUGAUUUUAAAACAUUUGUUUGUUUAUGAAUACUAACUGACAUCUUCUAGGAGCAACAUACACAUAAAAGUAUGGAUGGUAUAGAAAGGAUGCCAAUCUCUUAUGGCAGAAUUGUUGCAAAAGUGACCGCUUUCAGCUUUAAAUAAUAGUUCUUAAUCUCUCCGGUGGCGCUGGUUAGGCUCUGGGACAUGACUAUAACAUGAACCAUAUAAAGCAACAAAUAACCCGACCAAAUUACGUAGGUUGUUUUUGGUAGUAUUUCGGUGUAUGGUGGUGCCGCCUAAUUACUGUUUUUUGAUAAACACUUUUCAUACAUAGAGAUUUGGCUCCUUUAUAUAGUCUCCAUGCAUAAAAGUAUUCAAGAAAUUUAACCUUUUAUAAACUUAGUCUCAUAUCUGUUGCAAGCCAAUCCACAAUAGCAUCAGCAGCUUGGAUGCCAGAAUGUGGAUCUGCACAGUAAGUAUUGAAUUCGAAUUAAUUAAUAAUAAGAGUUCAAUACCUACUGACAUGGAUUCCCGUUCCGGCAUUCGAGACAAAGAAAUACAUGUACUGCACCGAUACCUCGCCGCUAAGUGGGGAAGCAGCCUUAGUAUCAUCAUAAUAAAUUUAUAGCCCGUUAAAGUCUCCCACUGCUAGUUUAAAUACUUACAGUUGCAUUGAAAUAUUUCCAUGAGUAUUUAUAUAUAAAAUAUUUAUUGUUUGUAUUAAGAAUGUUGUAUAAUAAAUAUUAUUGUUUAUAUCUGCAUUACAUAAUAUAUGUAUGUCAAUGUGAUAAUAAUGUAUAAGAAAAUUUUAUAGUCUUAUGAAUAAAAAUGUUUAUAUUGUUUUAUAA
Cydia strobilella is the source of this 3891-nucleotide messenger RNA. RefSeq names its product H(+)/Cl(-) exchange transporter 7 (gene ClC-b). NCBI's taxonomy places the organism in Eukaryota, Metazoa, Arthropoda, Insecta, Lepidoptera, Tortricidae. Bases 170 to 2563 code for a protein of 797 amino acids. Gene Ontology annotation, biological process: chloride transport; transmembrane transport. Gene Ontology annotation, molecular function: voltage-gated chloride channel activity. The record is from RefSeq and is a predicted model, not a curated record. The transcript has 15 exons. Gene Ontology annotation, cellular component: intracellular membrane-bounded organelle; lysosomal membrane.